Molecule: messenger RNA, 1938 nt
Organism: Mollisia scopiformis
Lineage: Eukaryota; Fungi; Ascomycota; Leotiomycetes; Helotiales; Mollisiaceae
Exons: 1
Coding region: 1-1938 (645 amino acids)
Source: RefSeq, a predicted model, not a curated record
AUGAGGUCAACCCUGGUCAUAUGUUGGCUAUGGCUCACAAGCUUCACUCUUGCAUUUGACGCUUCAAAUACGUCCAACACAUGUACGCCUCCAGGACCCCUUCUCACAACCCAAACACCCAACUUUGCAGCAUGUCUCAUCAAAAUCGAUAACUUCACAGUCCAAGAACGAGCAGACAGUGGCUGUUUUGGCGAUCCAAACACAGGCGUCCUCACCUAUUCUGGUUGUACUGCUAUCUGUGGAUCCGACUACGCUCUUUGGGAAUGGAAAGAUACAGUUGAUCGUUUAUCGCUCUUAGUUCUUCCAACAAUUGUAUUGAUUGCGCAUCUGGCUUUCCCUCCUCUGGGAUGGUGGAAUUAUUUUGUUGUCAUGUUCCACGCUCUUGGAAAUCCUAUCGGAAUUUUGAGGAGCUUGAUGACUCGUCUGGAAAGACAUCGUCGGUUGAGACGUGCUUCUGCGGACGUCUUUUCGGGCGAUAAUCUUGGAAUGAGAGCUACUGCGACGGUCUUCGCUACUUACGAGGAACUCAGUUGGCAGGAUCUAUCGGGGCAUUUCUCCGAUAUUCUGAUCGGGAAGAGACUUGAUCCAGAUGAGCGAGCUCUUUUGAUGAGAGCAAGUCACAGAUUAUCUUCAACCCGUCUUGCCUCGACAUCAUCGGCCGCAGUAGCGAUUGCCGCCCUGGUUGCUACUUUGGCUUCUGCUAUUGUCCAGACUAUCAAGCAAUUUGACGAGGUCAAUACGAGAGUGUACAACGAGACAGCCGGUACCAUCGCCGUCAUGUGCAUCAUGUUCAUGUCGAUCCCGCAAGUCUGGUUUAGUGCUAGACUUGGCACUUUCACUACAGAUUCAGGAGCAUCGCAUAUCCUAGAGACGAUGAAUGAACGCAUGAAAGAAGUCAUCAACAAAAAGGAGCUCACAAAUCCACUUUUCCCUCCACUGCAACUUGCUGUUUGUCCUUUGCAACCUCGGGAUCGCCGACCUGUUCUUCUCCUCUGGCUUUUCGAACGACUUCCUUCUCGAGUCUCAGCAUAUUUCGACAGCUUCUUCUCCCACUGUCCUCUUGAACCAAUAGCGCCCGCUUACGACUCGGAGGAUGCAAGAUUUAUCAGGGAUCAAGUCGAUUAUUCGAGUUAUAUCAGUCUCAACAGCGCAUGGAGGCCCUGCAAACAUUUAGCUCCCGACCUUCAUGGCCGUUCCCACACUCAACUUACCGUUAUCAGCCUCCUCAGUGUCGUCUUCGGCGCUUGUCUCCCCGCAGUCUUCCUGUCUUUGACAAACCGCUCGGAUCAACGCCCACUGGCAGUCGGGUGCCGCUCUCUAUCUUGGAUGACUAUUCUGGGAAUUUGGCUCUCGAGUUUUGUUCUUGAUAGCAUUUUCCGCUUUUUUGUCUGCCGGUUCUCGUAUCGUCGAGAUCCGGUGCAAAAGGUGCGAUUGUUGUGGCAAUGGACGAUUGCCAAGGAUGCUUUUAUUGCCUGUACUGUUCUCGUCGUUAUCUUAUUGGUGGAACUGGGGAGGUAUAAUUCGUGUUGGUGUCGAGCGUCGUUUUCUAAACCUUUUCAGGUGGAAUUAUUUCAGUUCACGGCGGAACAGUGGAGCGAUGCACAGAUCUUCUGGACAUCAUUGCCCGGUGCUGGGUUGUUCAUUAAUCUGACGUUGAUAUUGGCAUUUGAGUUGCGGUGGAAAGAAUGGUGGGGAUUUAUUCCGUGGUUCAGAUUGGAAGGUGGGAGUCCAUUGUGCAAGACAGGUAGAGAGAUGCAGGCUGAACUGGAUGAAUUGAAGGUAUUGGAGAGAAAAGACCAUGAGCAUAUUGAGAGAGUUGAAAAUACUGUUCCAGAGCCGUAUGAUCCGGGUUACAAGCCGGAUGGGGCCGUGGGAGUGCAAGAGUAUGGAGAAAUAAGUAAUGGUCAAGCACAAGAGUUUUGGCGUGCACAGUAUUAG